AUGUCAAGUUCCAGCCAGCGAACCGUCCGACCGGCCGCUUUGGGGAACGAAAGCACUACUUCGGCGGAAAGCACAGGCUCUACGGUCUCAAUAUCGAAACGUCCGUCUCACCGGAAGGAUGAUAUGAACAUGCAUGAACCUGGUUCUGUCUCGGAUCUGACGGUGAUCUGCUCUCGCAUCGAAGUCCACGUCGCCGCCCUGAAAACAAAUGCUGCCGAUCGUAAGAUCUAUUACAAUGGGGAGCGAUUCCAAGCUUACCCGGACCAGUGGGCAAUCCUUGUAGACAAGAGCUACAUUGGACUCAGCAGCCCGCUUCGUGCUAUCCACCCCCAGAAGAAACCCAUCAAUGGCACGCUGGACUGCCACGACCUUGAUCGCAAUGCCGCCGUGUCGUCGGACCGCGUGAUCGUCGAGAACUUCUUUUUCCGCGUGUGUCUGCUUUGGAAGAUCUCCUAUGGUACGUUCGUGUGGGGAACCAAGAUUUAUGACGCCAUUCUACAACUUACCUUCGCGUUGAAAAACUUUCACGUGUCCUCUUGCCGCUUCGUCAAGAUGACAACAGCCAGUACAGUUCUGUACUUGCUCGGUACGCGCGCAUGGCUGAAGAGUCGAAGUCCAAGCGUGCAGCCAUCCAGCGCCUACAUCGAGCACCGCCCGAACGCUUGGCGACUGCAUCAGUACAUUCCGCAGUUUACUUAA
Messenger RNA from Aphanomyces astaci, 699 nucleotides. RefSeq lists its product as hypothetical. Lineage: Eukaryota; Oomycota; Saprolegniomycetes; Saprolegniales; Verrucalvaceae. The transcript is spliced from 2 exons. Bases 1 to 699 code for a protein of 232 amino acids. The record is from RefSeq and is a predicted model, not a curated record.